UGAACGCUGAUUGGCACAGCACGUGAAGAGGGAAAAAUCCCGGAAGAAUACAACAGGCUAUGUUUAUUCCAUGGAACGAGGUUUAUUCAUAAACAAUGAACUAUGCUCUUCUGUUCGUUCUUGUUGCCAUAUAUUUGUAUCAUUGCUUUAUGCAGCAAGCACAAAUACUGCUGUUGUUCCAGCAUGAAGCUCGCAUUCGGUACGAGAACAUUACACAGUCGUUUUUGGCACGGAGAAGAGGCAUUGCAAGACAUUAUCGGAGAAAGCGGGCGAUGCUCCACAACCUGUGCAGGUUGCUACGGAAGCUCCCGUAGACCAGAAAGUCUGCUGCACCAUCAAGCCGGUCCGAAUGGAGACAGGGCUUUGCUCCUUGCUGUGCUGAUUGGUGCAAGCUACAGCUACCCCCUAGAGAAAGGUGGGGAUCAAGUCUCCUCUGGUGGUGGUGACAGUGGAAAUCCUGGUUUUGGCUUUCAAGCCCCUCCUGGAGGAUAUGUAUCCGUUUCUGGAUCCCAGUCGGCCUCAUAUCCAGCAGCUGCUGCUCACAGUCCCUACUAUGCUGCUGCCCCUGUACCUGCACAAUACCCUGGUGGCUACCUUCCAGGGUCGGUGCAGCCUGGUGCACCCCAAGUCUACAGCUGGGCAGUUGAACCUGUCAAGCAUCUUCCUGUUGAGACCUCACCAUCUUCAUCUCUUGGUGUAACUGGUGCCCCUGGAGAUGUUGAUGCAUCUGGUGCCAUCAGUGGGUUUAUACCAGGCCCUCCAGCAUACCAGGGAGGUGAACUGUCUCAUGUGGAGAAGGCCUACGAGCAUGGCAACUCUGACUCUGAAACCGAAGACCAGGGCAGUCCCCGUCGUCCAGUUGGCCCAGUCCCUUUCCCUCUACCGGGCCCUCAGUUUCUGCCAGAUGGCUCUGUUCCACUGUCAAGUGGUCCAGCCCUGUACUUUCCAGGUGGCCCAGGCUUUGGUUUGCCUUGGUAUCCUUAUUAUGACUACCACUUCCUGACUGGCCAGUAUCCUCCAGGCACCGUCAGUCACUUCAGCACCAGUUAUGAGCAGGGAAAGGACUACUUCCAUGAUAAUCACUACGUCAGAGAAUUGCCCCUCCUCCCUGGUCAUCCACAAGUCCCAGUCUAUCCCCCAGUUCAGCAGCAAAGGCAGUAGUUUGGGAAUGUUUAUGGCUGUAGUGGAGUGCAAUUGGGACCAGAAGAAAGUUUCCUCAGCCAUAUACAGUGACCUAUAUUAAUGGAAAUCGGGACCCUGUAAAAUUUAACUUUAAUGCUUUGUCUUUGGGUGGAAUGCAAAGUAAACAUGUUGACUUCGUCCUCAAUAAACCUA
This is a messenger RNA of Acanthochromis polyacanthus (spiny chromis), 1335 nucleotides long. RefSeq lists its product as uncharacterized. The transcript has 4 exons. Lineage: Eukaryota; Metazoa; Chordata; Actinopteri; Pomacentridae. Bases 103 to 1161 code for a protein of 352 amino acids. The record is from RefSeq and is a predicted model, not a curated record.